AUGGCAACAAACCUCGAAUCCCUCGGGGGUCAGCGGCGCCUUGCCUCGUCGCCUGGCGCCCUGGGGUACGUCAGGGACCGAUCGCGGAAAUUCCGCGGGCAGAGGUCCUUUUUCGCGCCGCGUGCCGACCUCUUCUCGGCGGCGAACCCGAGUGAGAACAACAGGCUGCUCGACGCGGACUGCCACCGGGACUUCGGCGGGAUGCAGCCACUCGGUCCGGCUGACGAUCGUGGGCAACCAGGCAACGUGUCCGCGGACAGCCUGUGGCUGCGACUCGCUGCGACAGCGUCGCAAGACGUCGAGGUACUGCAUCGAAAGCGUGGCGAAUUGCUCGACUUGCACCGGCGUUCCCUGCUGACCUCCUUUGGGGACAGUGGGGAGCAGGAGGAACGUCGAAUGCAGCUGUUGGCCAGGGAGAUCGCCUCCAUCGCCAAAUGCGUCGGGGACUGCAUGUCUCGCGUCAGCACCGCGAAGGCGGCGUCAGGGGAUGGCGAGAAGGUGAGACGAAGCAUCAUACGACGGCUGGCAAUCGAGCUUCAGACCUUGCAGCAGGAAACACGCAAGGACCAGCGCAGACACGUAGAUCAGUUGCAGCAACAGGAACAUUCGCGGACGGAUCGCUAUCAUGCGAGGGGGUCGGCAGACGAGGCCUUCGAGGUCCUCGAACGAGCGACACACGCUUUUGCCACAAAGGAUCUUGGCAGCACUGCACACCAGCUGCUGAUCAAUGACAUCGAAGUCGCAACGCACACGCGCGAUCGCGAGGUGCUGAAAAUUCUCCAGUCAAUUCAGGAACUCUCGGUCAUGACGAGCGAGCUCUCCAUGAUGGUGAUAGACCAGGGGACGAUUCUGGACCGAGUCGACUACAGUAUGCAGCAGACAUCAGAACUGAUGAAGCAGGGCGUCGUCGAGCUGGAGCAUGCCGAGCGUCACCAGAAAAACUCUCGAAACUGGCUCAUCAUCGGCUGCUUGAUCAUAGCAUGCCUCCUCAUGCUCGUCCUCUACAUGCUCAAAUCCUUGUAA
Pedinophyceae sp. YPF-701 is the source of this 1023-nucleotide messenger RNA. The record is from the annotation of a GenBank genome assembly. NCBI's taxonomy places the organism in Eukaryota, Viridiplantae, Chlorophyta, Pedinophyceae.